This is a messenger RNA of Knipowitschia caucasica, 1815 nucleotides long. The record is from the annotation of a GenBank genome assembly. NCBI's taxonomy places the organism in Eukaryota, Metazoa, Chordata, Actinopteri, Gobiiformes, Gobiidae.
AUGGAGUGCAGCCUAGCGCGCUACUCGUGGGUGGACCUGGCCUUCUCCGUGGUGGGGGUCUGCACCUUCCUGGUGGACUGGGGCUCAGACAUCUGGGUGGCCGCGGAGUUUUACUGCCGGGGAGACCUGCUGUGGUUCGGGGUUCUGGUGGGACUGAUGGCGCUGUCCUCUGUGGUGGUGCAACUGUUCAGCUGGUUCUGGUUCCAGUACGACCGACUCCAGUAUGUGCUGCCCGGGGGAGAGGAGCCUCAGCCUCACCCAGGGGGAGAGGAGCCUCAGCCUCACCCAGGGGGAGAGGAGCCUCAGCCUCACCCCGGGGGAGAGGAGCCUCAGCCUCACCCAGGGGGAGAGGAGCCUCAGCCUCACCCAGGGGGAGAGGAGCCUCAGCCUCACCCCGGGGGAGAGGAGCCUCAGCCUCACCCCGGGGGAGAGGAGCCUCAGCCUCACCCCGGGGGAGAGGAGCCUCAGCCUCACCCCGGGGGAGAGGAGCCUCAGCCUCACCCAGGGGGAGAGGAGCCUCAGCCUCACCCAGGGGGAGAGGAGCCUCAGCCUCACCCCGGGGGAGAGGAGCCUCAGCCUCACCCAGGGGGAGAGGAGCCUCAGCCUCACCCCGGGGGAGAGGAGCCUCAGCCUCCCCCAGGGGGAGAGGAGCCUCAGCCUCACCCAGGGGGAGAGGAGCCUCAGCCUCCCCCCGGGGUGAACAGUGUGGUGAUGUUCGGGGACAGAGUGAAGCUGUCGUGUGCUGUGCAUGUGCUCCAGCUGGGAUUCCUCUGCAGACACCUGUGGGUGAUAUGGCAGGGUUUCCGGGUGUGGUGGCGGCGUGAGGAGGGGUCAGAGUUGGCGGUGUAUCUGACCCAUGACCUGAGCAUGUUGCGUCUGAUCGAGACGUUCUGUGAGAGCGCCCCCCAGCUGACACUCAUGAGCCACUGUCCCAAAGCCGCUGUCCCAGAGCCGCUGUCCCAGAGCCGCUGUCCCAGAGCCGCUGUCCCAGAGCCGCUGUCCCAGAGCCACAGAGCCGCUGUCCCAGAGCCACAGAGCCACUGUCCCAGAGCCACAGAGCCACUGUCCCAGAGCCGCUGUCCCAGAGCCACAGAGCCGCUGUCCCAGAGCCACAGAGCCACUGUCCCAGAGCCGCUGUCCCAGAGCCACUGUCCCAGAGCCGCUGUCCCAGAGCCACUGUCCCAGAGCCACAGAGCCGCUGUCCCAGAGCCACUGUCCCAGAGCCGCUGUCCCAGAGCCGCUGUCCCAGAGCCACUGUCCCAGAGCCGCUGUCCCAGAGCCACAGAGCCGCUGUCCCAGAGCCACAGAGCCACUGUCCAGAGCCGCUGUCCCAGAGCCACAGAGCCGCUGUCCCAGAGCCACAGAGCCACUGUCCCAGAGCCGCUGUCCCAGAGCCACAGAGCCGCUGUCCCAGAGCCACAGAGCCGCUGUCCCAGAGCCGCUGUCCCAGAGCCACUGUCCCAGAGCCGCUGUCCCAGAGCCACUGUCCCAGAGCCACAGAGCCGCUGUCCCAGAGCCGCUGUCCCAGAGCCGCUGUCCCAGAGCCGCUGUCCCAGAGCCACUGUCCCAGAGCCACAGAGCCACUGUCCCAGAGCCACAGAGCCACUGUCCCAGAGCCACUGUCCCAGAGCCGCUGUCCCAGAGCCACUGUCCCAGAGCCACUGUCACAGAGCCACAGAGCCACUGUCCCAGAGCCACUGUCCCAGAGCCGCUGUCCCAGAGCCACUGUCCCAGAGCCACUGUCACAGAGCCACAGAGCCGCUGUCCCAGAGCCACUGUCACAGAGCCACAGAGCCGCUGUCCCAGAGCCGCUGA